This is a messenger RNA of Nothobranchius furzeri (turquoise killifish), 5177 nucleotides long. RefSeq lists its product as uncharacterized. Gene Ontology annotation, molecular function: nucleic acid binding. Gene Ontology annotation, biological process: DNA integration. The record is from RefSeq and is a predicted model, not a curated record. NCBI's taxonomy places the organism in Eukaryota, Metazoa, Chordata, Actinopteri, Cyprinodontiformes, Nothobranchiidae.
CCUUCCACUGUUAGUCCUUCAGGUAAAGUCAUAACCAGAUGACAGGAGUUAUCAGGUGAUCAGCCAGGCUAAUGAUGAGAUGCAGAAAGAAAACAAAUCCAGGACAGUGUACAAUAAUAAUAAUAUGAGGUGUUGCUCACCUCAUGUGCUCUUAUAGAAUCUUAACACAUGCCUGCCUCAUGAUGUAGCGUCCAUAUUUUGCUGAGUGUCCUGCAAUAAUGCAGGUUAUUAGUUAAUUUACUUUUGACAGCAAAAAACAAAAUAUUUAAUGUAAAAGUUAUUUACCAGGUGAAUCAGCUCACACGUCACCACGUGUCACAGGACCAGAAUCAGUCGCCUCCUUCAUGAUGUACCGGAAUUUUCCUGACUAUAGAGCGCACCUCAAUAUAAGCCGCACCAACAAAAAAAAGGUUUUCUACAAACACACGCUGCACUCAAAUACAAGCCGCGGCGCAGCAGCCGCAUGCAGGUUUCCGGCGCACAGCACAUGUAUGGCCACAACAUAAGAUAAUUAGAAAGAUGCUACACGGAGGUUUUUCGUUGUUGUUUUAAUUCAACAAAACGAAUUUUAAAAACGGGUGAACGUGCCUGCAAGUUUAGAAAAGAAAACAGCACGGAUAGCGUUAAUAUUUCUGGAUGGUUAUAAAAUAAAAAGAGAACGGACAUGUUAUUACCGGUAAUUUGCAUGCAUGUUUAGAAGAAAAGAACAGCGCUGACACAGCAUUAAUAAGCCCUGGAUGAUAGAAAAUAAAAACUGCACACAAAACAUGCCUGGUUAGUAAAUAAAACACACUUGCCUACAAGAAAAAGUCAUUCGCUCUCAUCUUCCUCUUGCGCACUAAAGCCAUUAAAGUCCUCUUCUUCAGUGUCGGAGUUGAACAGCCUCCGAAGAGCUUCGUCACAUACUUUUUCUGUGGCGAUGUCAGUGUCGCUCUCCGUGUUGCUGUCAUCAUUCCCGGGUGAAGCUGGCUUGAAUGAGUUCUUCCCGCUGCCAUCUCCAGCGCCGAACCAUGGAUUCAUUCAUGCCAAGCUUACAUACGGCAGCACUGUUUCCCUCCUUUACUGCCAGAUCGAUGGCCUUCAACUUAAAGGCGGCAUCAUAUGAACUCAUACAUGUAGUUACCAUGAAGAGGGAGGUAUGGAUUUGAAAAGAAUUCUUCGUCGUGCUGGCUGCUUACAUGUGCUCAAUUAAAACGAGCACUUUCUUCGAUUUUCACUUUUGACUUCCACCUGUUUCACAUUUUGCUAAAGCGCCCCCUGGCAUGUGAAGGAAAAUCUUCAGUGAAGCCGCACCUCAUUAUAAUUAUAUUAUAAGCCGCAUGGUUCAAAGCGUGGGGAAAAAGUACCGCCUUACAGUCCGGUUUAACUGCCACAAUGUAAAUUAUGUCAAUUUGUUUGAUUUAUUGUGUUAUGUAUGUAUCUUAUUUCCCUGGUCUAUUGUUGUUUCUUUGGGGUAGGAACUAAGUUUCAUGCUGUGUUGCGCACGGCCCAUUUUGGGUGACGGAAAGGGAAGUAAAAGAGCAUGUGAAAAGAAGCUGAGCUAUAACCUACGCAGUCACAGGAAUGAAUAAAUAAGCAGUUUAAAGUAAGGGAAAGCUGUAGAGAAGACGAAGAAGAAACCAGCGAAUUACCUUUGUUAAGUUUUGUUCCUGAAGCGGAUUUACUCCCUUAUGGUUACGUGCAGCCAGCGAGUUUGACGGUGGAUUAAUAGUGUCUUGGAGGAGAAGUGUGAAGGAGGAAUAAAUCCAUCAGUGAAUGAAGAACCGUGGUGUCGUCUAUUAACCGGAGGGAGCGAAAGUCAAACUCGAGGCCCAAACAUGCCCUAUCAGCGCAAGUUCGGCAGCUCAUCAAGACGGGAACACAGAUAAGCCACUGUUUAGGCCACACAGGUUCAUAAGGUUUUCAUCAAGAAGUCUAUAAGUCAGACUCUAAAGUUUUGGUCUGAAAAGUGACACAAGAGUUGAAAACUAAGAGGGACUGUGUAUAACCUGGCAGCCACGGUGUUUCACGUAUAUGAAUGUGCACUUAAGUAAGAGAUGUAAGUUCAUGUUCAGUUGAAUAAUAAUAGUUGGCUCUUAAGGAGCAGAAGCACACCUUGUACAUUUGGUAAACAUCCACAGCUUGUAUUUACGGUUCAGUGUCUUUACAAGUUCGGUGUGUGACAGGUUAUAAGAAGAACUCUGUUAAGUGCACUUACUCUGUAAUAUUCUACAUGGAGAGUGACUUUAGUUAGUUAAGCCCCUUAUUUAGCAUUGACAAAUAGUGUUGCAGCUUGCUCUUGUAUGUUGCCUGUGUACAAAUAAUCAAAAUGUCACAUACAAGUAAAGAAGCUCAGGGUGCAGCAGCUGCUCUGGAAGAAGAGACCGAGUUAGAGCAGACAGAUGAAUCAAAUAUCGGGCAAAAUAUAGCACCACCUGAAGUGCCUCGUAGAAGUGAAAGAGCCCGGACAUUAACAGAAAAGGGAAAGGAGUUACAGAAAAAGCAAAUCAAGGGGCUAGUGCUUCGCUUUGACAGCAAAUAUGAGCGAUGGAAAGCUCUAAUUAAAGUAGCUAAAAGAUCUGUGUUAAAACAGGAUCCUAGUGACAUCCUACAAGAACACAUCAUCGGUAUUCAAAGGGAAUUAUCUGAAUUGAACAUUGCUUAUGAUGACUACCGAAAAAUUGAUCAACCAUCCCAUGACAUGCGUCGCAAGAUGGAUAACUGCAUCUCGAUCACCAAGACUGUAUUACAAAAUGCUCAAUUUGAAAUACAGGGUACAGCUGAGGAGUUGAUUUGGCCAGAUCACAGUUCUGUAUUCGCAUCUUCAACUUGCAGUGUUUCACUUUCUGCCUCUAAUGGUUCUAAAGCAUCUUCUAUUCACUCAAAUGUAUCUUCACUUAGAAGACAAGAAGCUGCUGCCGAGUAUGCAGCUACACGGGCUGUACUGCAGAUUAUGACUGAACAAGAGGACCACCAAGAGAAGCUGCAAAAGCUUGAAGUUGAAGAGAGGUUGAUCAUCGCAGACCAAGAAGCAGCCGCAUUAGCUCGUCGUCUUGAAGGAGAAAGAGAAGAAACCGAACGCAAGCUAGAAAGAGAGAAACAAGAGGCCGCUCUCAAAGAAACAGCAAGAAGAGAAUGCUGCAAGAAAGAGGUCUGUUGAGAACCUAAAGAGAGAGCUUGAUCGUUUAGAGAAUUUGAAAAGGAUGAAUGCAGCCAAAGCAAGGCUUCAAGUGUAUGAUGAGAAUGAGCUCAGCCCAGCACAAAGGAAUGCUCCACAGAGCCUAGAUCUACAUGAGGUUAUGCAGCCACGCAACCAAAUGAAAUCUGACAACUGGCACUCACAAUCACCAAAGGAUGCAGUGCCAACACAUGUGGUUCAAGACAGCACAGGAGAGCUUGUGAUAGUCUUAGCUGAGGCUAUAUCAGCAAAUAGGCUACCCAUUCCAGAGCCCACAGUUUUUAAUGGUGAUCCACUCAAGUUUAAUCAUUGGAAAUCAUCCUUCCAAACUCUUAUUGAAAGGAAAAAUAUUUCAAGUUCAGAGAAAAUAUUCUUUCUUCAGAAAUAUGUUGGAGGAGCAGCUAGAGAGGCAUUAGAAGGUUGUUUCCUGAUUGGUUCAGAUACUGCAUAUGUAGCUGCAUGGGGACUGCUCAAUGAGAGAUACGGCCAGCCUUUUAUGAUUGCAAAGGCCUGCCGAGACAAAUUACAUGCCUGGCCAAAAAUAGCGUCAAGAGAGAGCACUGACUUAAGGAAAUUUGUGGAUUUUUUACGCAGUUGUGAAUGUGCCAUGACUCAAAAUGAGUGUCUGCGUAUUCUUGAUGAUGACGUCGAAAAUCAAAGGCUGACAGCCAAGUUGCCUGAUUGGUUAAGCAGCAGAUGGAACCGAAAAGCCACACAGUAUCAGCUGGAGCAUGGGAGGUUCCCAGAUUUCAAGUAUUUCGUAACCUUCCUGACCUUGGAGGCUAGUAUUGCUUGUAACCCUGUUACAUCUUACUAUGCUUUGCGGCAAGGGGAGCAGGAAAGGACAAGAUCUAAACCGCAGAAUGUAGUGACCCCUAAGAGCCAAGCAGCAAGUGCAAGGAUUUUUACCACUAACACCACUGAGAAGAACAUAAGCACAUGUAUGUUCUGUAAGAAAACAGGACAUGUCCUGCACAAGUGUCGUAGACUAACUGCAAGGCCAGUUGCUGACCGAGUGAAGUUCAUUCAAGGUGAGAAACUGUGUUUCGGCUGUUUGAGUCCUGGCCAUCAAUCCAAGAAUUGCAGCAACCGGAUGGUCUGUGACACCUGCUCUAAGCGUCACCCCACAUGCUUACAUGAGGAUUGCUCAAAACAACAAGAAAAUGAUGGGACGAGUUGCAUUAAGGAAAGAACGCUACAAUCGCUGCAAGACACCAUUCAAGAAACCACAUCCAAUAGAGUUGUACAUGAUGGUAACAGUGCUCAGACUUCAGCAAUAGUUCCUGUUUACGCGUCAAUGCCUGGUAAUUCAAAUAAAGAGGUCCUUGUCUAUGCUCUGUUAGAUUCACAAAGUGACUCUUCAUUCAUUCUUGAAGAAGUAGUGGAUGCUCUUGAUGUUAAUGCAGAGCCAGUCAAGUUGAAGCUGUCCACAAUGUCAUCCAAGGAAACAAUUGUACCAUGCAAAAGAAUCAAAGGUUUACAAAUAAGAGGGUUAUCUUCUUCUAAGAAGAUCACAGUGCCAACGGUCUACACUCGUGAAUUCAUACCUGCCAAUCGCACACACAUUCCAACAUCUGAGACAGCAAGGGCAUGGCCUCAUUUAGAGCAUCUUGCAGAACACAUUGCCCCACCGAAGAACUAUGAAAUCGGUCUUCUUAUUGGGUAUAACUGUCCACAAGCACUGAUGCCAAGAGAAGUUGUAUGUGGUGAGGACAACCAGCCCUUUGCACAGAAAACUGACGUAGGCUGGAGCAUAGUAAGCUAUGGUGAUCCAAGUGAAAACUACAGUGAUGCGAUUGGAGUAAGUCACCGCAUCAUUGUAAGGCAAGUGAUUCCUGAACCCAAAGUAACAAGUAAUCUGAAGAGCAACGUUCAUUAUGUCUUCAAAACAAGAAUUAAAGAACUGACUGCUCCAGAAGAUGUACUUAAGGUGCUGGAAUCGGACUUCAGUGAAAGAAUUGGAGAAGAGGCAAAUCUUUCGCAAGAAGAUCUCCAGUUUUUGACCAAAAUGAAAGAAUAA